CGUGGGUCUUCCACUUCCCUCUAGAACUUUCCCCUUCUCUCCAUCGCCCCAACACUACCUUCCCCUGCGGAUGCACCUAUAAAUCACCGAAGCACCUGACCUUUUUUCUUAGAGAAAUUUGAUCAAUUCCAUUUCAAAAGUUAUCCAAAAACUUGUCUAGCAUUUCGUGUUUCAGUGACGAAACCAGCCAACUUAGAAGAGAGAGAUGGAUCUCAAAAUCAUGGGUAUGGAUUCUCCACUGUUCACCACCCUGUAGCAGAUGAUGGACCUGGCCGAUGACACCGAAAAGUCGUCCUUCAACACUCCUACAUGCACCUACAUGCGCAACGCCAAGGCCAUGGCUACCACUCCAGCCGAUGUCAAGGAGUACCCAAGCUCCUACGUGUUCAUCAUUGACAUGCCGGAGCUCAAGUCCGGGGAUAUCAAGGUCCAGGUAAAGGAAGACAAUGUGCUCGUGAUAAGCGGCGAGAGGAGAUGGGAGGAGGAAAAAGAGGGAGCCAAGUAUGUGAGGAUGGAGAGGAGGGUCGGCAACUUCAUGAGGAAGUUUGUGCUGCCUGAGAAUGCCAACACAUAUGCUAUCUCUGUGGUUUGCUAGGAUGUAUGUUACCAGAUAAUUAUCAAAGCCGACUAGAACAGAGGUUAUGGUCUCCAUAUGGUUGUUACCAAAUCAAACGAGAC
This is a messenger RNA of Juglans microcarpa x Juglans regia, 678 nucleotides long. RefSeq names its product 17.1 kDa class II heat shock protein-like. Gene Ontology annotation, biological process: response to salt stress; response to hydrogen peroxide; protein complex oligomerization. The record is from RefSeq and is a predicted model, not a curated record. The transcript has a single exon. NCBI's taxonomy places the organism in Eukaryota, Viridiplantae, Streptophyta, Magnoliopsida, Fagales, Juglandaceae. The coding region runs from base 260 to 595 and encodes 111 amino acids.